Molecule: messenger RNA, 1479 nt
Organism: Gracilinanus agilis (Agile Gracile Mouse Opossum)
Lineage: Eukaryota; Metazoa; Chordata; Mammalia; Didelphimorphia; Didelphidae
Gene: UBE2Q2
Product: ubiquitin conjugating enzyme E2 Q2
Exons: 13
Coding region: 32-1153 (373 amino acids)
Molecular function (GO): protein binding
Source: RefSeq, a predicted model, not a curated record
CCCCUGCCCGCGCCCCGGAGAUGAGGCGAAGAUGUCGGUGUCAGGGCUCAAGGCCGAGCUGAAGUUCCUGGAGUCCAUCUUCGACAAGAACCACGAGCGGUUCCGGAUCGUCAGCUGGAAGCUGGACGAACUGCACUGCCAGUUCCUGCUGCUGCCGCCGGGCAGCCCGCACCCGCCGCCGCUCACUAUCCACUGCAACAUCACGGAAUCCUAUCCGUCUUCAUCACCAAUAUGGUUUGUGGAAUCGGAUGACCCCAAUUUGGCAUCAGUUCUGGAACGUCUUGAAGACAUUAAAAAGAGCAACACCCUGCUUCUUCAGCAGCUGAAGCGGUUAAUAUGUGACCUCUGCAGAUUGUACAACCUCCCUCAGCAUCCUGAUGUUGAGAUGCUUGACCAGCCGCUGCCUGCGGGUCAGAAUGGGACCGCAGAAGAAGUUACUUCAGAAGAAGAGGAAGAAGAAGAUAUGGGUGAAGAUAUAGAAGACUUAGAUCACUAUGACAUGAAGGAAGAAGAACCCAUUGAUGGAAAGAAGUCUGAAGAUGAAGGUAUUGAGAAAGAGAAUCUGGCGACAUUGGAGAGAAUCAGGAAGAAUCAAAGGCAAGACCAUCUGAGUGGUGCCGUGUCUGGGUCAGUGCAGGCUUCAGACAGACUCAUGAAAGAGCUCAGGGAUAUAUACCGAUCACAGAGUUAUAAAACAGGAAUUUACUCAGUGGAACUUGUAAAUGACAGUUUAUAUGAGUGGCAUGUUAAACUUCUCAAGGUUGACCCUGACAGCCCAUUACAUCACGAUCUUCAGGUCUUAAAAGAAAAAGAAGGUGUAGAAUACAUUUUGCUUAACUUUUCUUUUAAGGAUAACUUCCCUUUUGACCCUCCUUUUGUUCGAGUUGUGGCUCCUAUUCUCUCAGGAGGGUAUGUGUUGGGUGGUGGCGCAUUAUGCAUGGAGCUUCUCACAAAACAGGGCUGGAGCAGUGCCUAUUCCAUCGAAUCGGUCAUCAUGCAGAUCAAUGCCACCUUAGUCAAAGGGAAGGCCCGAGUACAGUUUGGAGCCAAUAAGAAUCAGUAUAAUCUAGCAAGAGCUCAGCAGUCCUAUAAAUCCCUAGUACAGAUACAUGAGAAGAAUGGCUGGUACACCCCUCCAAAGGAAGAUGGCUAAGCAGAGGAACCAUUCUUUGCCUGGACCGAUGUCACUAUAACGAAAUUCCUGCCAGCAGACAAUAAGCUACGAGUGCCCCUAUAAACAGCAGUACUGAAGACUUUAGCUAUUAAAUUUGUUAGUGGAUAAAAUGUUAUUUGACAUCCAGUGUAGGUUACAGCCUUUCCAUUCUGCUCAUCAUAGGUAUCUUGGGCUGAGCAGUUUCGGACCUUUAUCGGUCCAUUUCUUCCCAUCUUCCCUUCAUAUGAAAGUGAAACCCCUGAAGCCGACGAGUCAGUACCAAGUUACACACACACAAAACACACACACACACACACACACACACA